AUGGAUCAGGAUGUUUCCUCUAACCCCUCUCUUUGCUCUCUCUGUUCAGCUCCGUGUGUGCCGCAGAACGUACAGAGCAACCUCGACUGUCUGUCUGCUGUCCUCAACGUUACCUGGCAGUCGGCGGGUGACGUCUCUCAGUUCCGCACCUCCGUGGUGAGCAAAGAUCAUGUCAACAUCUGCCAGACGAAUAAGAGUCACUGCGUAGUGCGCAACAUGCAGUGCGGUCUGACCUACAACGUCACAGUGGUGGCCCAAGAUGAGACCUGCAACAGCUCCCAGAGCCUCACAAAGCAGGUCCUUACAGCUCCUUGUCCUCUCCCGACCUUCUCCCCCACUGUCAACUGUACCACCGGCGUUGUUUCUGUAACUUGGAAUAACAGUGUGCCGGGGGUCGUGUACAUGGUGUCGGCGGUUGACGCCACAGGUCGCCGACAAAACUGCAGCGGCACAAACGGCUGUGAUCUUAGCACGCUGAAGUGCGGGAAGGAGUACAACAUCACCAUCACACCAUCCAGGAAUGAAUGUGUGGGCAGAGACAGCCCCACAAAAAUGAUCAAGACAGUUCCCUGCGUACCUUACCUGUCCGACGUGGAGAUUGACUGCCUGACAAACUCAGCCUGGGUGAUGUAUGAGGAGUCUGCCGGGGGUGAGGAGUACGUCGUCAUGGCGACAGACAGCCAGGGUGACAUCCAGACAUUUGAGUGUAAUUCCACGUCAGAUGGGAUUUGCGAUCUUCCGCCGCUGAUGUGCAGCCAAAACCUCACUUUCACCAUCAAGGCCCGCGACCAGCAGUGUCCCAGUGCACCCAGCAACGCUGUCACAAAUGAGACUGCUCCCUGUCCUCCUGAGGACGUAAAGAAAUCAGUGGGCUGCGACAAUCGCACGGUCGGCAUCACCUGGUCAGCUGUUCCCGGUGCGCUAACGUACACGGCCAUGCUGGAGCAGAUAAACGGAGGAAGCACUUCCUGCUGCACCACGUCAGACACCGGAUGUGGCAUCCCCAAUCUGCCGUGUGGAGAAAUGUACAUUUUGCAGGUUAUGGCAGAGGGACGAACUUGCAACAGCUCCCAGAGCGAUGAGGACAUUGUCAUGACAGUGCCAUGCGUUCCUCAGAACCUCAAAGCCAAUCUGAGCUGCAGCAACAAUGUGGCCUCCAUGUCGUGGAACAGCAGCAGGUUAGGACAGGUUUACAGAGUGAAGGCUGUGGCUGCAGAUGGCCACAUGCACGAGUGCAGCUCCUUUGAGGACCAGUGUGAUCUGACAGGUCUGCACUGUGGACAGUAUUACACAGCUACCGUGGUGGCAGAGAACCAAGACUGCAAGAGCAAACCGAGUGACAGUGUGACAUUUAAGACUGUGCCGUGCACCCCUGCAAACAUCUCCUCUGCGGUGGCCUGUAAGGACAACAGUCUGACUGUGUCCUGGUCUAACAGCUCAGGAGCCGACUCCUACAUUGCCACAGUGCAGGACAGUAUCGGUCAGACCACAACCUGCCAGGGCACGACUGAGGGCUCCUGCAAUGUGACAGGACUCGGCUGCGGUCAGAUCUACCACGUGUCCGUGGUCUCCUCCGAUGGAUACUGCGACAGCCCGCCCUCCACUACUGUGGUUGAUACACCUUCAGUUCCCUGUAAGCCAACAAAUAUCAAGGCAGUGAUGGACUGCUACACGCUGAUGGCCUUGGUGGAGUGGUACCCAAGCGAUGGAGCUCUAUCGUACAUCGUCAUGGCCACCACCGCUUCAGGCCACAAUGUCACCUGUAAGGCCAACACAACCUACUGUAGUUUGGAAGGGCUGCUUUGUGGCAAGAGCUACUCUGUCUCUGUGAAAGCUGUUGGACAGACCUGCAGCAGCAUCGCUUACUGGACAGGACAACUGGUCACUGAGCCGUGCAUCCCUAUGCACAUCACCACUGAGUACAGCAUGACGAUCGGCCAGGUGCUGUGGGACACGGCCGCUGGUGCGGAUUCCUACACAGUUCAAGGGGUAACAGAGCAGGGCCUGAUAGUCUCCUGCACCACCCCAGGCACCAACUGUGCCCUGUACAACAUGAACUGUGGCCAGACGUACAUCAUCAACGUGACAGCAAACAAUGACGUGUGCCAGGGCGUGUCCACCUCGACCGAAUCAGUUACAAUUACGACAGAGCCUUGCCCUCCCAACGAUGUGCGGACCAGUGUUCAGUGUCAGAGCGACGUGGGAAUCGUGUCGUGGGAGGCCAGCUUUGGUGCGGUGGGCUACGAAGCUCGUCUUGCCGGGCGCGAUGGCCACUCUCUGUCCUGCUACACCAACGACACUUUCUGUAAUGUAAAAGGCCUUCACUGUGGAGUCGUCUACUACACCCGAGUCAUGGCCAUCGGAGAGACACUCAACAGUAGCCUCUCCACUACUGUCCUGCUGGUCUCAGCUCCAUGUGCAGCUGGGAAUGUGGCAGCUAAUUUGGAUUGCUACAACAACACAGCCAAAGUCUCCUGGAGCUCAGCUAAUGGAGGAAACUCCUACAAGGUAACUGCCGUAGGAGCGUCUGGCCACUGGGCUUCAUGCGAGACCGCCGAGCUGCAGUGUGAUUUGACUGUGUUGCAGUGUGGUCAGAUGUAUAACGUCAGCCUCACAACCAUCAGCGAACAAUGCCAGACCGAGACACUCACGAAUGUCACGUUCAGCACACGGCCCUGUAAACCUCUGCGUGUUGGAGUGGACCUGCAGUGUGGGAUGAAUACAGCCACCAUGUACUGGGAGGAAAGUGGGGGAGUGGAGCUCUACAUGGCUACUGCCAACAGCAGCAUGGGGAUGACUCUGAAGUGCAACUCCACCAACUCCACCUGCCAGUUCCCAAACUUGUACUGCGGGAAAACCUACACAUUCUCUGUAACUGCAUACAGUAAGAUGUGUUACAGUGAAAUCAGCAGAACGGUGGAGAUUCAGACAGACCCCUGCCGGCCGACUGGCCUGACAGUCACUGGGUCCUGUAACAACGAGACAGUGGUGUUGGAUUGGUUGGUGGCUCAAGGGGCAUUAGUCUACGUGGUGACAGUCACAGGAGACCUGGGGUACGCCACAGCUUUCCAAACCAAUAUGACAAGAGUAGAGGCUCAGCUGCCCUGCGGACAACUAUUCAUCUUCAAUGUAACAGCUCAAAAUGAUCGAUGUGACAGCGCUGUGAGCCUGCCUAAAAAAUUCAAGACAGGUCCCUGCGUGCCUGAGCAUGUAAAGAGCUUUACACAGUGUGAGAACAGUCUGGGCUCGGUCAGCUGGGGCAAAAGCGAUGGGGCCGAGUCCUACAUGGCCAUCGCAAUAGGACUGGACGGCCACACCCACAUGUGCACCACAAACACCACCAGCUGCACCUGGGACGACUUGCACUGUGGAGAGCAGUACACAAUUCACGUCAUUGCAAACGACUACCUUUGCAGCAGCACGGCGAGCAACAGCACUUCAAUACGAAUGGCACCCUGUAUUCCUCAGAACUUGAAAUCAUCUCUGAACUGCACAAUGAAGGUGGGAUCGCUGACCUGGAAUGCCAGCGCAACUGCUGAGUUUUACGCUGUGACGGCAAAGACCAACAAUGGCCACCAAGUGCAGCUUAGCACCAAUGAAACCUGGACCUUCAUUUCUGAGUUCCUGUGUGGCCAGGAGUACUUCCUGUAUGUUCAGGCAGUAGACUCUGUGUGCACAAGCCUCCCCAGUCAGCCAUCAACGCUCGAGUCAGAGCCCUGUCCUCCUACCGGCGUCUCCAGCUUCAUGAACUGCAUCUCUAACAUCGCUGUGGUCUCGUGGAACAGCUCGGCUGGGGCGGACUUCUACACUGCCACAGUGACACAGGGAGACGGCCAAUCACAAAGCUGCUGGUCUGACAGCAAGCAGUGUGGCAUGCCCAACAUCAACUGUGGACAGAACUACACAGUGACGGUCGUUGCCUCGAAUGAGAAGUGCAACUCUGAUACCAGCCAGGCUAACACACUGCAGUCAGUGCCCUGUAUUCCUACUGGCGUGGAUGUGAAGAUGGACUGCUCUACUAAUAAGGCUCUCGUGUCCUGGAUUUCCAGCAAGGGCGCCCUGUCUUACAAAGUGACGGCUCAGAGCACACAGGGAGCCAUGUCCUUCUGCCAGAGUACAAAGCUAAUGUGCACCUUGGCCAACCUGACCUGUGGGCAGGACUACUCUGUCCAGGUGGUGGCGCAGGAUGAUAUUUGCUCAAGUUUACCGAGCCAAGCUACAAAGUUCGCAUCAGUUCCCUGCACACCUAGCAUCGGUUCAGUGGUUCUGGACUGCUUCACCAACUCGGCCCUCUUGGACUGGGCCUACGCCGAGGGUGCCCUGAACUACACCGCUACAGCCCAGACCUCUAGCGGCCAUGUUUCCACCUGCACCUCCAACUUCACCAACUGCGAGCUGAUGGACCUGCAGUGUGGUCAGACCUAUAAUGUUUUCACUGUGGCCUCAAAUGAAAAUUGCAGCAGCCCUCCAAGCACCAUGUUGCAGGUGGAGUCAGUGCCUUGUCUCCCUGGCGAUGUUGUGACCGUGCUGAACUGCUCUACCAACACAGCCCUUGUGAAGUGGCAGGCCAGCAUAGGGGCCGAUUACUAUAUUGUCCAAGCCUUCGGUGUGGAAGAACAUGAAUCUGGCUGUGAGACAGACACACAGUCCUGCGUCCUCCCAGACCUUAUGUGUGGCUUCACCUACAACAUCAGUGUGAUUGCUGUCAAUAGCAUGUGCAAUGUAUCGCAGAGUGACAUGACACAGCUGCAAGCAGUGCCCUGUGUACCACAGCAGGUGAAGGCCCAGGUGGUUUGUAAGUCUGGCGCUGUGGCGGUCUCCUGGGAGCCCAGCAAAGACGCAUCAUUAUACACCACAGUUGCCCAGGGCAAUGGUGGCUACGCGUCAACGUGCAAGACCAACGGGACAACAUGCCUCUUCAAUGACUUGCUGUGUGGCCUAAACUACUCCAUCACUGUUAGUGCUUCAGAUGAGACGUGUAGCAGCGCUAGAAGCUCUGCUGUGCAGCUCAACACAGUGUCAUGCGUACCACGGAAUGUAACAGCAAAGAUGGUGUGCAGUAAUAACACAGGCGUUGUGUCAUGGGAAGGAGAGGGUGUGUACUCCUACAUGGUGCAAGCUUUUGGGCCCGAUGGCCACAAGAUGCAGUGUAACAGCACCACAACCAAUUGCCAGCUACCCAACAUGCAUUGUGGCCAGCUCUACAACCUGACAGUGACAGCUCAGGAUGGACUGUGUGACAACAGCCGUGCCUACCUCAACCUGCAGUCAGUGCCUUGCAGGCCAACCUACGUCAAGGCUUCCCUAUUGUGCUACUCAAACUCUGCUGCAGUGACAUGGGAGCAAGCCAGUGGAGCGCUCUCCUAUCUUGCCGUGGGUGUUACAGCAAACGGAAGCUACCAGACUGAAUGUAACAACACCAUGACCUACUGUACUCUGAGAAACCUGCAGUGUGGACAGACCUACAAUGUGAGCGUGUUCAGCCAGGAUGAGUCCUGCUCCAGUGUGGCGAGCGACAAGGCUUACAUGCGGACAGCCCCCUGCGCACCCCAGGAUGUGGCUGUUAAUACACAGUGUGAUGAUGGUGCCAUGAAUGUGUCAUGGUCCCCCAACCCCGACGCCCAGUACUUCCACGUAGCAGCAGUGAGCAACACUGGGGCAAGACUCUACUGUAACUCCAGUAACACUUAUUGCAACAUAAGCGGUCUACCAUGUGGACAGAAAUACAACGUGACUGUGCUGUCCGUGAGAGAUGACUGUGAGAGUAAGCCCAGUGCUGUGGUAAAGACUUCCUCAGCUCCAUGUGUGCCCAGGAACGCUGAGGGCCAUCUGGACUGCGUAUCAAACUCUGCUUGGGUGGCGUGGGAUGCCUCAGAAGGAGCUCUCAGCUACUUUGUGCUGGCCAAAGGGGUCGGAGGUCACAACUCCAGCUGCACUACCACCACCUCUCCCUGUAAUGUCCCAGAUCUGAAAUGUGGAACGCGUUACACCUUCCACGUCACUGCUGUCAACAAAUACUGCAACAGUAAUCACAGCACCCCCUUUGAACUCGAGACAGGUCCCUGUGCUCUAAACUCCGUUAGUGUAGUGACAGAAUGCGACAGCGACACAAUCCUGGUUAACUGGGAGAUCACGAAGGACGCACCGCUCUACCUUGUGACCGCUGAGGGCCAUGACCAAACCCUCAUAUCCUGUAACAGCUCCUCCAACUCAUGUGUACUCCCAGAUAUCCGCUGUGACAUGCAAUAUAGCAUCAUAGUAUCAGCUUCUUCUGAUAAGUGCAGCAGCCUCAGAAGCCCACCAAAGAAGAUCCAAACAGCGCCCUGUGUCCCAGACAAUGUGACAGUGUUAGCAUCAUGUGAGAAGAAUGGCGCCAGAGUGACGUGGGGACAAUCCCCUGUGGCUACAUCCUACCUUCUGACAGCCACAGGAAGGGAUGGACAUGUUGCAAGCUGCAACACUUCAGUAACCAACUGCAACCUGACUGAUCUGCACUGCGGACAGACGUACAGCUUAAACAUCACUGCCAGUGGAGACAACUGCACCAGCAAGCCCCGCACUUCAUCCUUCAGAACAGUGCCCUGUGAUCCCUCUGGUCUUGCAGUGGAUAUUAAUUGUGGGACCAACUCUGCCAUGCUGUCUUGGGGUGCCAGUGAGGGCACUGUGGAGUAUUUGGGCUUUGCCCAAGCUAUGGAUGGAGACAUGCUCUACUGCCACAGCACUGUCCCCUUCUGCACCAUUGAAGGCCUAGAAUGUGGUCACGUUUACAAUUUCUCUGUUAAAGCCUCAAAUGGUGUCUGCAACAGCUCGCUCAGUGCACCUCUGCAGGCGGGAGCAGCUCCAUGCGCUCCGACUGCUCUGAAAGUCCGAAUGCAGAAGAUAGGCCAAGCUCACUGGGCCAUGACGUCAUGGGACAGCGUCAAUUGUUCCGACGUUGAGUACCUUGCGGAGAUAACCGGACAAAUCCAGAACAACCCACAAGCCCUGAUGGAUGUCUUUUCCUACUGGCUGCCCAGGAGAUACUUUGAGUUCCCAAUGCCUUGCAGCACAGCUUAUAACCUCACUAUACGCGCCAGAAACUCAGGCGGGGUCAGCAAGCCAUCCACUGCCUUUACUGGAGUCACAGUCCCCUGUUCUCCACAGAAUGUGAGAUACAGUGGUAACAGAGACUCUGCUGUGCUUUCCUGGGAUGCAUCAGUGUUUGCCACAAGGUACACUGUCUACAGUGUGUCGGGGUCAGGCCAUGUCGAGCUUUGCAACACCACUGGGCUCUACUGCCAGCUGACCAACUUCUAUCCUAACGCCACUGAAGUGACAGCAAGCAAUGCAGUGGGAGAGAGCAUCCCUAACCGAAAUAUUACAGGUCCAGUACAAGCUCGCAGAAGAAGAGAUUUGCGGGCCAGUGAAAUCUUUGCCGAUUUUGACAAAGAUCUUGAAACCCCAGAAGUGACUGUGACAGUAAGUGGAGUUUCCUUGUAUGUGAAUUGGACGACAGUGAAGGAUGCGACAGAGUACACACUUGUGAUUGAGGAGGAACAGAAAGACCAGGAGGCCAUUCAGCCACCUAUAGUGAGAACCACGGAAGGUAAUUUUUACAAAGUGACUGACCUCGAGCCUUGGACCACCUACUGCAUCAGGCUGGCAGCCAAAAACACCAUCAAGCAAAGCAACUACUCCAUUAGGCCAAUAUGCAGAAGCACUGGUGCCUCCAAAUGAACCACAGAUCCACUUAUUAAAUAGACACUGGACUCAGCAGAAAUAAGGGUUAUAGUUUUCUUCACUCUGUAGCAUCCAUAACAUAACUGUUAACAGUUCAAUCUCUACAAACUUUAGAAGGAAAAUUGUAAAAAGAAAGUAAUUACAACUACAAAGCUACAGCAUCAUUCUUCUGUUUGGGGUAUGUCUUACAUACCACGAAUACAUUGUGAUCAAACCUGAGGAGAACCUUUAAAUUUGAAUGCUUAUGAAUCUUUGUUAGCAUUAGCAUAUAUACAUUUUCAUUAUUUUGGCUGGUAUCAUAGCAUAACAAUGUAUUGCUGAAAUUCUAUUUAUCAAAAAUGGUUUUAUUUUCGAGAUAGGUUAUUAAGAUUCUCUGGAUGAUCGUUAAACUAAAAAAGUAGUGUAAACAAAUAAACUCAUAAUUUAUCAAGCGAUAUUUUUUAAAACCAUGCAGUAUACUGUAUUUCCUUUACUGUACUGUAUAUGUACUAUGUGAC
This is a messenger RNA of Sander lucioperca (pikeperch), 8216 nucleotides long. RefSeq lists its product as uncharacterized. The record is from RefSeq and is a predicted model, not a curated record. Gene Ontology annotation, molecular function: protein binding. Lineage: Eukaryota; Metazoa; Chordata; Actinopteri; Perciformes; Percidae. The coding region runs from base 1 to 7716 and encodes 2571 amino acids. The transcript is spliced from 31 exons.